Molecule: messenger RNA, 1128 nt
Organism: Vanessa tameamea
Lineage: Eukaryota; Metazoa; Arthropoda; Insecta; Lepidoptera; Nymphalidae
Gene: dbe
Product: KRR1 small subunit processome component homolog
Exons: 1
Coding region: 79-1104 (341 amino acids)
Cellular component (GO): small-subunit processome; nucleolus
Molecular function (GO): RNA binding
Source: RefSeq, a predicted model, not a curated record
UUAAGUAAGAUAUAUUGUUUAAUAACCUAUUCAAUUUAAUAACAGUUUUAAUUAAAAAAAAAAUACAAUAAAGUUACAAUGGAAGUUGAAGAAAAUGAAAACGAAAAUAAUGGUCCUAUUGAAAAUGCAUGGGCUAUGAAAAUUCCUAAAUUUACACCCGACGAUAAUCCGCAUGGUCUUAUUGAAGAAAGUAAAUUUGCCACUUUAUUUCCAAAGUAUCGAGAGCAAUAUUUAAAGGAGUGUUGGCCACUGGUUCAAAAAGUGUUAAAAGAUCAUCAUAUUAUAGCCGACUUAGACCUCAUAGAAGGAAGCUUAACAGUAAAAACAACAAGAAAAACGUGGGAUCCUUAUAUCAUAAUCAAAGCGAGAGACUUUAUGAAACUGCUUUCACGGAGUGUGUCUUUUGAACAAGCAGUGAGAGUAUUAGAAGACGAAAUAGGUUGCGAUAUUAUAAAAAUUAAUUCAUAUGUAAAUAAAAAGGAAACUUUUUUAAAACGCAGGCAAAGAUUGAUUGGCCCAAAUGGCGUGACACUUAAAUCCAUUGAAUUACUUACAGAAUGUUAUGUUCUUGUUCAGGGUAACACUGUUUCUGCUGUUGGACCAUACAAAGGUUUGGUACAAGUAAGACGAAUAAUUGAAGAUACUAUGAAAAAUAUACAUCCUAUGUAUAAUAUAAAAAGUCUUAUGAUUAAAAGAGAGUUACUGAAAGAUCCGAGACUAAAAAAUGAAAACUGGGAUCGCUUUUUACCCAAAUUUAAAAGUAAAAAUGUUCCAAGAAAACAACCUAAAAAUAAAGUUAAAAAGAAGCCAUAUACACCAUUCCCACCACCUCAGCCUGAAAGCAAAAUUGAUAAAGAACUUGCAACUGGUGAAUAUUUCCUUAAAGACGAACAGAAAAGAGCUAAACAUUGUUAUGAGAAAGAAGAAAAACAGGUGCAAGCUAAGAAGACCAAAGAAGAAGAGAGGAAAAAAGGUUUUAUACCUCCUGCAGAAAACAUUACUAAACAAAAUAGUGUGGAAGAAUCUACAGUUGACAUAAACAAAUUCAAAGCAAAAAUGAAAAAAGUAUCGAAACAGAACAAAUCCCUAAACAAAAAAGUAUAAAAUUAUUAUGAAACAAGUAGUUUA